AAAAAGAAAGAAAGAAAUGUGUAAGCAGGGCCAGUCCUGGAGCCGAGUGGUUAAGCUCACUCUUGUGCUUCAGAAGCCCAGGUCCACCGGUGUGUUCCCUGGGUGCAGACCGACAUGCCGCUCACCAAGCUGUCCUGUGGCAGCAUCCCAGAUAGAAGAAACAGAAUGACUUACAGCUAGGAUGCACAGCUAUGUACGGGGGCUGUGGGAGAAAGAAAAAAAAACUUAAAAAAAAGUAUAAGGGAAGGGAAAUUUGGGAACAGUAAUUCAGUCUGCCACAAAUAUGGGAAGAAAAACUUAAAUACUUUUAGAAGAAAAUACAGACAAGUAUCUUUCUGAUCUUGAAGUAGAGAAGGCUAUCUGAAGACAGUGUUCUCAAACCAUAAAGCACAUUUGUCAUCUGGGGAACUUGGUAAAGUGAAAGUUCUGAUUCAGUAGGUCUGGAGUGAGGUCUGUGAGUGUGCAUUUCUAACAAGCUCUCAGGGGAUACUGAUGCUGCUGGUUCGUGUACCACACUUUGAGUAGCAAAGUCUUAAGACACAAAAAGUGCCAAGAAUAAAAAGGAAAGAUUGAUAAAUUCAGCAUAUUAAGUUAGAAGUUUUUAUCAAAAGACAGCAUAAAGAAAAUAAAAUGAUGAGCCACACAAUGGGGAAAAAUAUGACAUAUAUCACUGGCAAGGGAUUAGUGUCCAUAUAUAUAGAACUACAAAUCAGUGAAAUAGGAACAGUCAACAGAAAAAUGAGUGAAAACCAUGCACAAGUCUUUCAGGGAAGAGGAAGCAUAGCCAAUAAAUAUAUGAAAAGGUGCUCGUUAUUAAUGAUAAGGGAAAUAUAAGUUAAAUCUCCAGUGAGGUAUUGUUCUUGUACACUCACUACAUUGAUGAAAAUUAGUAAGUCUGUGAGUACUAAGUAUUAGGAUGUGGAUUAAGGGGUAACUUAGACACAUUGCUGAUUGGAGUGUAAUGCUGCUAAGACCACUUUGGGAAAUAAUUUUACAUUAUUUUGCAAAGUUCACCAUUUGCAUAUCCUGUAACUUGGCAGUCCCACUUCUGGGUGUAUACUCAGGAGAAAUGUAUAACAGGAGCCACAUACAAGAUUGUUCAGAGCUGUAGUGUUUAAUAGCAAAAUAUUUGAAACAACUCGAAUGUUCCUUAACAGGAGAUUGAAUAAAAUAUGGUAUUUACACAAUGGGGUAUUAUGGAAUAGUAAAAGGGAGUGAACUUCUGUAUACAACAUGAGUGAGUUUUGGAAACAAUGCUGAGUCAAAAACAAUUCCAGAAGAUUAUAUACAUUAUAAUACCAUUUUUUCAGAGCUGAAGUAUAACUGAAUAAUAUGUUUAAGCAUAUGUGCAUUUGUGAUGUUUAUUUUUUAAAAAACUCAGAGAAAUGACACAAUUUAGGUUAGUAGCUACUGCUGGAAGGGAAGGCAGUGGAAUGGGAUAGGGGAAGAAUGGACAAGUAAAUGGUAAUGUGUUAGUUCCGGGUUCGAUGUUUAUUACCUUUUUAUGUUUUAUAACUGAAAAAUGUUAUACACAGACAUUGUUCCUGUAAUAAAGCCAUACAUUAAUAUCACUAGUAGGCUAUGUCCUACAAGACAGAUGAGAGAGGCUAUGCUGUCUUAGGUGGCUGUUAGUCAGGGUUCUCUAGAGAAACACAACCAAUGGGAUGGUGGCUGGUGCGGGGAGAGGGCAGAAUAAAGAACUGGCGUAUGAUUAUGCAGGCUGAGAAGUCCAGACCCAACAAUGCUGAUGGUAUUGUUCCAGCCUGGGUUUGAAGCCCGAGAAUGAGGAGAGCUGAUGGUGUAAGUUCCAGUUUAAGGCCGAAGGCAGGAGAAGACCAAUAUCGCCGUCUAAAGACAGGCAGAGAGAGAGAACUUUUUCUUCGUCAGCCUUUUCUUCUAUUCAGGCCUUUGGUGGACUGGAUGCGGCUCACCCACACUGGGGAGGGCCAUCUGCCUUACUCAGUCUCCUGGUUCAAGUGUUGAUCUCAUCUAGAAGCCCCCUCACAGACACACUCAGGAUCACCUUUAACCAAAUGUCUGGGCACCCGUGGCCCAGUCAAGUUUACACACAAAAUUAACCAUCACAGUGAUUAUCUCCCCUCUUAAGCCCUAUCCCCAGUUGCUCUUAUAGUCAAGCUCUCAGAUCUUUGGGGAGGUAUCCUUGUAUUGUAGUUAGCUCCUCCUCUGAGUUUCGUGACUCCUGCUCUUUCCCAGCACCUUCAUGCUAGAGCACUAGUUAGCCUUGUAGGAGGCAUGGCUGGUGAUGGCUCUGCUGUGGAGGCUGAAUGCACCCAGAGUGCUUCAUCUUCGCCCCUCCUGCAAGGACACAAAGACACAAAGGGGAUUUUGCUGGAACGUAAUAGAAUAUCCAGUGGUGAUUCAGGUGUAGAACAAGCUGUAGUAGGUUGGUGAUGUAGGGAGGGCAGAAGAAUGAAAUCGAUGUGAGAUUCUUUCAGGGAAGGAGAGAACGACAAUGUUGACGGAAGAAUAAUAGUUAAAUAUGGGUACGUAUAUGUGCAAUCGUUCCGUAAGUUGAGGCCCGGCCAGCUUAAGUUCAAAGGGAAAUAUCCUGUGUAUGGUUGGAAAUACUAGACUGAGAGGUCAAGGUAGGAGAUUUGAUUUGUAGGUACUGACAUUUGCAUAAAUUACACAGAUUUUUGACGUAGUGAGUAGUUGAAAGGUGAAUGUUCAAGGUUUGUAACAACUCUAGGCAAAACUCACUCCAGUGGUUCUAGUACUAGUAGUUAGGUAACACAUGGAAGAGCAUUUGGAUGAGAUUACUCUAAUUUAUGAAAUAUUUUGAGGGAUGAUAAUCUCUGUCUUUCGAGCGUUGUCUAAUUUCAUAUUCACUUGAAUAGGAGAUUUAUUACUAACCCCCAAAUCAAAUGUUUCACAUGACAGAGAACUUGACCAGAAUCUCUAAGAAAGGGGUAAUCAGUUUUGCUCUUGAGUCAUUGGGAAGUUGCUGUGUGCAUUGAAUGUUUGGAGAGUUAACUGUUUUUCUUCCAUCUUUGUGUCUGUUUUUCUGAGCCAUGCAGUGUAUAUUUCCGCUACCUUUUUUCUCCCUUUACAUUUGCCUUUAUGAUGUAAGAAAAUUUAUAAUUGGAACAUACUGGUGAAAUUUUUUAAAGGCUUCCGACCUGUAGAGGUCUCUGCAGGUAGUCGUCUCGGUCUGUUUUGGGAGGAGAGGGUUCUAAUGAGUGUAGAAUUCCAAUGCAAAAUAUAUCACUUUUGCUGAAUAGCAUACUUUGCUAAUUCUUUUAAAUAUAGUUUCAAGAAUAUUGCAUUGUUAACCUUGAUUUAAAGAAUUUAUAUUUUGGGUUUUGAGGGCUAUGUCUAUUCCAUUGGAGAACGCCAUAGAUAAGCAGUCAUGUUAAUGCCGGGCACUUUGGCUCUGUGCAUAGUCAGGCUUCUUGGUGUGUUUCCCAGAUUCAAGUACGCUUAAAUUCAGUAGCAUUUCUAAAUUUUUUAACAACUGUGCCUGACACCCAGCAAAUGUUUGUUAAGUACAGGUACUUCUCCUUUAGUUUGACCCUCCACCAGCCCGUGAAGUGUGCCAUCUCUGCGUCACACUUGGCCUUGCUCCGUUGUGGAGCCAUUGGCCAGUGUAGUUUACUCCUAGUGGUGGCUCUGCUAUUAACAUCCUGUUGUUAGAUGUCUUUUUUCUAAUCGCGGUCUCAUCGGUCUAGAACGUUAUAUAAAUUUUGGGUGUAGAUCAUUAUGUUUUGACUUCUAUAUAGACGGCAUCGUUUUCACCAAAAGUCUAGUUGCCACCCAUACACAUGAGCCCCUUUACCCUUUCUGCCUUCCCCUCACCCCCUUUCCCUCUGUCUUCUGAUGCACUGAAAAAUAGCUUGGUGGUUUUGUGAAGUGGAAACAAAUUCAGGAUCAUUUCAGUGCUCAGGUGCCUGCCUUGCUGCUCUGUGUGUAGUGUGCACUGGUAGGUAUGUGGCGGUGGACCCUGUCCUUGCAGUGUUGCGGAGAAUGCAUCAAGAAAGUGGACAUCGACCAAGAGACCCUAAGUGUGCGUAACAGAGAUCAUAAAUGGGGACCGAGGCGUACCUAGUGAGAAGGGGGGGAAUCUGGAAACUUCUGAUACCAUAUAAAAGGGAGUGCUGACUGAUUUACUCUAUAGAACGGGACAAUUUAUGCAGAUUAUUGAAAGAGAAGGAGAAGGGUCUACUUAAUGAUUUUAUUCCUAAGUUAUAUCUUCAGUUUAACUUUUCAGUCCUGGGAAAUUCAGGAUAUAAGGACCCUAGAUGAUCUAUGUGUUGCUUGUAGCUUGGGCCUUAGGGAAAAUGUUAAUUCUUUCUGGUUAGAAGGUCGUAUUGCCCCAAGUGUGUUCUGAGGAACACAAAAGUGGCCCCUAAUCAAGGAAGAUGGAAAAUGGUCUCUACUUUGUUUCCUUCCUGGAGGUUCCAGAUGCACAUUACUGUAUUAAAAGUUUCUGGAUAUCCUAACAUGAACAGACCUGCUUCUGUUUCAGCUCUGGUGUUUCCCUAAUGUAUGCAAAAGGAAGAAGUUCUGUAGCAAAAAUAAUACAUUUUUAUAUCACCCAGAAUACACUUUGAUAAAACUAUAGCAGGUUAUCUUUUAAAUGAUGACACUCUUCAUUCAAAUAGCUGCCUGGGGCUCUAACUGUAGUUAUAUUAGGAGUCACAUCUAAAGACUUGAUUUAAUCUUUGAAGCAUGUAAUUAAUGGAUGAAAAAUGAAAAUGUGCUUUGAACCUAUUCUGAGUUCUCAAAUGUAUAUCUUUUUGCAAAAUCAAGUAGAGAAUUUUAUUCUAAUCCUUUAAAAUUUCUAACUAGUAGGCUAUGAGUCAGGUAAUCCAUUUAAAAUUUUUAUAUUGAGUUAAAUAUCUCUUAUUGACAGAUAUUACAACAUUACCAAAGUAUUGCUUUUUACCUAAUUUCUUUUUAGAGAACUGUAAUACGUAGUUAUUUAGCUUGUGGCUUUUUAUAGUAAUUAAAAAAAAAUGGACCCACUGUCCUUCAGUGAGUUGCAGAAUUUCAGGCCGUUUUUUACCCCACUCAUUGAAACUCAGAAGAUAGAUAACUUUGUAGUUUUGAAAUUAGUAGUUGAACGCUGUAGAAUUUUUAUGCACAUUUUGAGAAGCAUCAGUAUCACUUUGAAAAAAUAUUUUAGUACAGUGAUCUAGUAUUUUAUUUGAUAAAAUGUUUCAUACUUGACCAAGUGGGUUUCAUCACGUUGGAGCUUUUUGCGUUUUAGGAAAUUCUAAAAAUCUACUUGUUUUAAUUUUUCGUUUCUAAAUAAACUUGCUUAGAGUUUUUGAAAAUUUUGCAUUUCUUAGAGUGAAGAUCAGUUUUUUUUCCUCCUGACUGAAGUUUUUAAAUUUCUAAAAUUUAAUUGUUUCAUCACUUUUCCAACAGUUUUUCUAAAAGCUUUUAGAAUUUCCUAAUAAUGAACUUUGUUUUGUUUUGAUUUUUGGAUGUGUUUGGUAGUUGUUCUUUCUUUCAGAUGUAAGUGCGGGCAUUUCUCCCCUCCCCUUCGACCCAAAUGGCUUUAGGCAUGUUUUUUCAUCCUGUGAACUGACACGAAGUUUGCCCCUUCUAGGGGAAAAAGACAGUUUUGUAAAUCUCCAUAAGGACUUUUUUGUAGGUAUAAAAAAUACCUUUUUAUAGCCCUCUAAAGGGUUCUGACAUCUAGUGGAUCUAGAUGAACUAAGCAUCUCACUCAUUAUGAUAAUGGGAUAACCUGCAAAAAAAUUUUAAUUUGUGAAAAGCAGUCCAGCUUUUCAAACCAGAAAUAUUAACAGAUGAGUAUGAAUCAUCAAAUAACUGCCAAUCAAGUAAAAGUUAGAAAUAAAACAAUGUUACUUUACAUAAGCAGUUCAUCUCCUUAAUAGUUAGCCCAGUUAAAACGUUAAGAACUUAGAGGCUGAUGGAGUUAAAACUGUAAGCACAUAUAGACUGAUCCAGACUUUCAGUUCUGUAAGCCUCUGAUGGGAGCACGGCGAGGAGAGGAGGGUUUGUCCAGGUUGGACAGAAAGCUCUUCCCUUCUAUUUAGUCUCAUUGACACUUGAUCUAGAUCUCAUUUGUUUUGCUUUAAUGACAGUCUAUUUAGUGCUGCUGAUUCUAUGUAGAACUGAGCGCUUUCACCUGUAUGCUGUAUCAUUAUAUAGUUGGGUCUUCCUUUUUCUUACCUGUCUUUUAAACAUAGAGAUUAACCAGGUCUGUUAUGUGCCUGCGAUUUAUUAAGGCAUUUGUUAGUUUCUGUUACUGUCAAGUAAUAGUCUUAUCAUGAGAACAAUCCUACUAUUCAUGAAAAGAAUUUAUUUUAGUUGUUACUGGAGAAUAUAAAUUAAUAAGUUCAUUUCUGAUAACCUAGCUAGUAAAAAUGGAAUUUCUUAAUCUUUAUGCAAUUCUUCCUAUUUGCAUAGAAAUUGCUCGUGUCCCACACUAGUUUUAUUGAUUACAUUAUCUUAAAAAAAGCCUUAUUCAUUUCUUAGGACUUGACACACUUCUAGGUGGGGACGAGACUGUAGGUCUGGUUGCCCAUUGCUGUGUAGUUUUCCAGAUACCUAUGCUAAACAGGUGUACCUGAUCAGCUUUUAGCCCUUGGUCCUGUCUUCUUCGGUGAUAGAGUCCCAGUUUAGAUUGUAGAGUCUCUAUGGAUUUUCUCUUCUGGCCGUGGAUUGGCUCCUACUAAAGAGAAUAAGCAAUACCUGUCUUCCAAAUUGAUGCACUGAGAUCGGAAAAUAACAGGUAAGGAUUGUGCAUAAAUGGAUAACUGUCUUGUCAUAUGUGUUUAUUCUCUGCUUUGCCAAGCAAAUAUUAUUUAGACUCUUGAUGAAAAGUAGUAGAAUCUAAAAGCCAGAGUCUUAGUAUUCCAAACCCACUGUCUUUUUUUUCUCUUUUCUAUGUUCUUUCUUCUAUUUAUAUUUUAUUUCUUUUACCCUUCCCCUUCAUCUUCAAAGGCUUUUCUUUGUGUGUGAAUCCUAUAGACACACAAAUUGAAGAAUUAUGAAAAGACAGUUGCAGGUAAUGCACACCCUUGAAUACUGAGCACUUUAUCAAAUCUAUUGGAAAUUUGUAGUGAGGAAGCACCAGUUAAGAAGAAGUAGAGUGAAGGCGUGAAUUGCACAAGUACCAUGCUGGAUCGGGGGAAGGCAGUGGGUUUCAGUGGGAAGCAGUACAAGUUAGGUACCCAAGGAGGAAGACCAGAGUCUGCUGAUACAGUAUGGUCGUUUUUGUAUCACUAACACCACGCGGAGUCCCCAACACACAAGAAGCCUUCAGUACGUUGUGUGGAUGGUGAAAGAAGGAGUGAGAGUUUCUAGGUUAGAGAGUUAUUCCCUGCCUGUGGGCUCAGAACUUGGCUGGAGUUGAGUUUUUUCUCCCAUGGGCUAGUAUUAUGACUAUUUCCUAAACCUCUCUCUUUCGGAAUUUAUUCCCCCCAUUUAGAUUUGGGAAGUAUUUAGUUUGACACAGUUUUAUCAUCUGCCAAAGCAUUCUGCUAAAUAGUACUUGGAAUGUGUCACAGUUUGGCCCUGAGGAACUUUCAGACUCAUUUGUGAAGGAACCCACACUCAGGAGGCAGUCGGAGAAUAGUGUGAGUAGAUAUCAUUGAAAGGCAGAGGGCGAUGAGGACGGUGAGUGCCCUAGGUAUCACAGGAAGAGAACACUGUGGCCUUAAGUAAUUACAGAAGGCUUCUUAGAGGACGUAGGACAGGAAUUGACUCCUUUGCCAUUUACGUGUUAAGGCUUCAGCAGUGUUCUUGCCUUCCAAAACCUUUGAGUAUAUUACUUUAGUCUCUUUUGUAUGGAUUAUUUUUUCUUUUGCGGUGUUUUGAUUCACCUGUGCCUUGAAUAUUCCGUCAGAAUGCUGUUUUCAGCAAUGUUAGACUUUAGAGUUGUUUCCUAUCAUGAGUCCCCAUAUUUUGCCCCUUGAAGUAGUCAUUAGGGCUGUCGACAUCUGUUUCUGCUCUUCCCUCACGUGAGAGGAGUGCAUCUCCCACCUUGUGAAGUGAAGCAGGGCCUGGAGACUUGCCUUGCCCCAUGAGAUGUGAGCGACUCACUUGCAGGAGGAAGCUCUCGAAGCGCUGGUACACGCUUUGGCACAGAUCUCCUUUUUUCUCUGGCUUCUGGACUAGCAGGGUUCAGGGUUGGCGGCCAUACUGUCGUCUUGCAUCUCAGAGUGAUUGCAAUGAGUGAUGACGCUGAACAUCCGUGCCAAUCCAGGAUGGACAUGUUGCGUGAGCAAGAUAUAAACCUGUGUGUUAAGCUGCUGUGAUGUGGGGGUGCUUUGUUUCUGCACCAUAAUCUACCCUAUUUUGACUGAAUAACCUUUCUUCCCAGAUUUUGUCCCUUGGCCCUCAUCUUAGCUAUGCUGUUUUCUUUGUGCUUUGUCAGUAAGCAUCGAGUACUCUUGCUGCUCUGUACAGUCUGACUUUGUCGUUGAACCUUCCAUGAUUACAUUCUACUGUAAUGAAAUUUGCCCGGUUGAAAUUUGAGACCUCUCAACCAUAAAGGUUCUGCCGGAGACUUACAUUUGGCCUCAACGUGAAAUGAAAGUAGAAAAUCGUAUCUACAUGUGUAUUGCUGUUAGGAUGUUGAUUCAUUGGUCAUGCCUGAGGAGGGAAAUUCUGUUCUAGAUGGCUGACUGCCAGCAAAAAUAAAUGCUUAUCCUAGAUGUCAAGCAUCUCUCCUUUUUACUGGAGUGAAAAUCCCCUCCAGAUACCAACAGAACAUCAACUGCAGAAAAUGCUCCGCAUUUUAAGGCUGUCAGCAACCUAACUUCAUGCGCCCUGUCUGUACAGUUGUUGUGGAUGGUUUACCAUCUGAAAGCUCCACAAGCUCGCAUCCAGGUCCUGUAUCUGCUUCUGAAAUGUCUCUGCUCCAUGCUUUGGGUCCAGUGCAGACCUGGCUGGGACAAGAGCUAGAGAAAUGUGGCAUUGAUGCCAUGAUUUAUACUCGAUAUGUCCUCAGUCUUCUGCUGCAUGACAGCUAUGACUACGACCUGCAGGAACAGGAGAAUGACAUCUUCCUGGGCUGGGAAAAAGGAGCUUCUAAGAAAUGGGGAAAGAGUAAGAAAAAGUGCUCAGAUCUAACUGUAGAAGAAAUGAAAAAACAGGCUGCUGUCCAGUGUCUUCGAUCUGCCUCUGAUGAAAGCUCUGGCAUCGAGACGUUAGUGGAGGAGCUCUGCUCCAGACUGAAAGACCUUCAGAACAAGCAAGAAGAGAAGAUUCACAAAAAGUUAGAAGGGUCUCCCUCUCCAGAGGCAGAAUUAUCCCCCACAGCAAAGGAUCAAGUGGAAAUGUACUAUGAAGCAUUUCCACCACUUUCUGAGAAGCCAGUUUGCCUGCAAGAGAUCAUGACUGUAUGGAACAAGUCUAAAGUCUGUUCUUACUCUAGCUCUUCUUCAUCAUCCACAGCCCCACCAGCUAGCACAGACACAUCCUCUCCCAAGGAGUGCAACAGUGAAGGGGAAGUCAUCAGGGAAAGGAGCAAUGACGUAUCCACCACUGCCCACGAGAAAACCCAGAGCAGAAGUCAAAAUGAGAAGGAGAACAAAUUUAGUCAUGGCACAAUGGAAGAAAAGCCUGCCGUGUACAAAAAGCAAAUCCGACAUAAACCCGAAGGAAAGAUUCGCCCUCGCUCGUGGUCUUCCGGCUCUAGUGAAGCAGGCUCAAGUUCAAGUGGUAAUCAGGGAGAAUUAAAAGCAUCCAUGAAGUGUGUGAAAAUAAGACACAAGACACGGGAAAUUCGGAACAAAAAGGGGCGGAAUGGUCAAAGCAGGCUUUCACUGAAACAUGGCGAAAAGGCUGAAAGAAACCUUCAUGCCGGAAGCAGUAGCAGUAGCAGCAGUGGUUCUGUCAGACAGCUGUGCAAACGGGGUAAAAGACCAGCAAAGGAGGCGGGGAGAAGAGACGUCGGGAGCGCCGAAGGAAGAGACCUCUACAUGGAGAGCAGAAACGACAAAGAAUAUAAAGAGGAACCGUUGUGGUAUACUGAACCAAUUGCUGAAUAUUUUGUUCCUUUGAGCAGAAAAAGUAAAUUAGAGACCACAUACCGAAACAGACAAGAUACAAGUGAUCUGACAUCAGAGGCAGUAGAAGAAUUGUCUGAAUCAGUGCACGGUCUUUGUAUCAGCAACAAUAAUAUUCAUAAAACAUACCUCGCAGCAGGUACUUUCAUUGAUGGUCAUUUUGUAGAAAUGCCUGCAGUUAUAAAUGAGGAUAUUGACCUCACUGGGACCUCAUUCUGUUCUCUUCCGGAGGGCAACAAAUACUUGGAUGAUAUUCAUCUAUCAGAAUUAACACACUUCUAUGAAGUGGAUAUUGAUCAAUCCAUGUUGGAUCCUGGUGCCUCAGAAACAAUGCAAGGAGAAAGUCGGAUUUUGAAUAUGAUUCGACAAAAAAGCAAAGAGAAAACAGAUUUUGAGGCAGAAUGUUGCAUAGUGUUAGAUGGAAUGGAGUUGCAAGGGGAACGUGCAAUAUGGACAGAUUCUACCAGCUCUGUAGGUGCUGAGGGCUUAUUCCUGCAAGACCUUAGCAAUCUGGCUCAGUUCUGGGAGUGCUGUUCAUCUAGCUCUGGCGAUGCCGAUGGAGAGAGUUUUGGAGGAGAUUCUCCAAUUAGACUCUCACCAAUCUUAGACAGCACAGCACUCAAUCCGCAUUUGCUUGCUGGCAAUCAAGAGCUCUUUUCAGAUAUUAAUGAAGGAUCUGGUAUAAACUCUUGUUUUUCAGUGUUUGAAGUGCAAUGCAGUAAUUCUGUUUUACCAUUUUCUUUUGAAACACUCAACUUGGGAAAUGAAAAUACAGAUUCUAGUGCUAAUAUGCUUGGGAAAACACAGUCUAGAUUGCUAAUAUGGACCAAAAAUAGUGCCUUUGAAGAAAAUGAACACUGUUCUAAUCUUUCAACAAGAACUUGUAGUCCAUGGUCCCAUUCAGAAGAAACACGUUCAGACAAUGAGACAUUAAAUAUUCAGUUUGAAGAAUCAACGCAGUUUAAUGCAGAAGAUAUUAAUUAUGUAGUUCCUAGAGUCUCGUCAAAUUAUGUAGAUGAAGACCUUCUAGAUUUUUUGCAAGAUGAAACUUGCCAGCAAAACAGUAGAACUUUAGGAGAAAUUCCUACGUUAGUUUUUAAAAAAAAAUCUAAACUAGAAUCUGUCUGUGGUAUUCAGCUAGAACAAAAAACAGAAAACAAAACAUUUGAAACUACACAAGUAUGUAGUGAAAGCAGUCCACAUGGAGAUGGCUACAGCUCAGGGGUUAUUAAAGACAUUUGGACAAAGAUGGCAGAUAGCAAUUCUGUAGCUAUGGUAGAAAUAGAAAGAAUUGAUGAUGAGUUGUUUUCAACAGAUGUAAAUAACUACUGCUGCUGUUUGGAUGCUGAAGCUAAAAUGGAGACCCUCCAGGAACCUAAUAAGGCUGUGCAGAGAUCAGAAUAUCAUCUGUGGGAGGGACAGAAAGAGAACCUGGAGAAAAGAGCUUUUGUUUCUAGUGAGCUAUCGAAGGUGGACGGCGGUGAUUACACUACACCCUCUAAACCUUGGGACGUAGCCCAAGACAAGGAGAAUGCGUUCAUCCUCGGAGGGGUUUACGGAGAACUCAAAACCUUUAACAGCGAUGGGGAGUGGGCAGUUGUACCCCCCAGUCACACAAAAGGAAGCUUGUUACAGUGUGCGGCUUCUGAUGUUGUGACGAUAGCUGGUACAGAUGUCUUUAUGACCCCAGGAAACAGUUUUGCUCCUGGUCACAGGCAGUUAUGGAAACCCUUUGUGUCAUUUGAACAGAACGAUCAACCGAAGAGUGGGGAAAAUGGAUUAAAUAAGGGAUUUUCUUUUAUCUUCCAUGAAGACUUACUAGGAGCUUGUGGUAACUUUCAAGUUGAAGAUCCUGGACUUGAAUAUUCCUUCUCUUCUUUUGACCUAAGCAAUCCAUUUUCACAAGUUCUUCACGUAGAAUGUUCAUUUGAACCCGAAGGGAUUGCAUCUUUCAGCCCUAGUUUUAAACCGAAGUCAAUCCUCUGCUCUGAUUCAGACAGUGAAGUUUUUCACCCCAGGAUAUGUGGCGUAGACAGAACACAAUACAGGGCUAUUCGGAUCUCUCCUAGGACUCACUUUCGCCCAAUUUCUGCAUCUGAACUGUCCCCAGGAGGAGGGAGCGAGUCGGAAUUUGAAUCUGAGAAAGAUGAAGCAAAUAUUCCCAUUCCUUCUCAAGUUGACGCAUUUGAAGAUCCACAGGCAGACCUCAAACCACUGGAAGAAGAUGCAGAGAAAGAAGGCCAUUACUAUGGGAAAUCAGAGCUUGAGUCUGGAAGAUUCCUUCCCAGGUUAAAAAAAUCUGGGAUGGAAAAGAGUGCUCAGACAUCACUGGAUUCCCAGGAGGAAUCAGCUGGGAUUCUGUCAGUCGGAAAGCAGAAUCAGUGUUUGGAAUGUAGCAUGAAUGAAUCUCUGGAAAUCAAUUUAGAAAGCUCAGAAGCAAACUGUAAAAUAAUGGCACAAUGCGAGGAAGAAAUUAAUAAUUUUUGCAGUUGCAAAGCAGGUUGUCAGUUCCCUGCUUAUGAAGAUAAUCCAGUUUCUUCGGGACAUCUGGAAGAGAUUGGGAAGAAAGAAAAAGAGGAAAGAAGCGAGAUUCUACAUCAUAGCACUACCAUAUUCCUUCGCUUUCUAUUUCCUGUACUGAGCACCGAUGUACAAGGAAUGAAUAGAAGGCAAGAAAAACAGAGCUGGUGGGAAAAAGCUUUGUACUCUCCUCUUUUUCCUGCAUCGGAGUGUGAAGAAUGUUAUACAAAUGCCAAGGGAGAGAAUGGUAUAGAAGAAUAUCCAGAUGUUAAAGAAAUACCCAGUAAUGAAGAGCGUCUGUUAGAUUUUAAUAGGGUGUCUUCUGUUUAUGAAGCAAGGUGUACAGGAGAGAGAAAUUCUGGAGCAAAAUCAAACGGCUUCCGCAGAAAGAUAUACUCCAGUGCCAGCUCCAACUCGGGGGACACAGGCUCGGAAGGCGGAGACGAGUGGGUGGACCCCAGUGAAGAGGAACUCUUUUCCCGAACUCAUCUCUAAACCUGCAGAGUAGUACAAAUUAUUUUUUAAAAAUAUGUGAUGGAAAAUUACCCUUUUGUGAGGCCUGUUAAUCUAAAACAACAACUUAGGUUUCUUCUUCAAUUAACUGAUUCAGAUCAGUAAUUAUCUUUCUCUUCUUGCUUAUUUUAGAGUUGAGGACAGCUAUCCUGUUGAAGAUUUUUUUUUCCAAGCUGUUAAAUUCUUGGCUGUUUGAACUAGACUAGAUUGUGUUGUCCACUCGAGAAUGGGUGUGCAUGUGCGCGUCUUAGGAGCGUCACUGCUGUCUGCCUCUUAGCUGCGGCUCUCCCCCCGCCUGCGGCCGCAUCACCGUGACCUGACACCGUGGCACUGCAGUGUCAGCACCCUCUCCUGCUCUUCAGAGACUUUAGCUUUGGGACAUUCAGGCUCUGUUCUCUAAGAACCGGGAUACACAUCCUUACCCCUGCAAUGGAUCAGUGCCUUUCUGAAGGCAAGAGGGAAGCAUGGGUGACUCAUCCACGGUCUUCAUUCAGUAAAAGCUCAUGUACAUUUGAUGUAGGAACCGCAAGGGUGUGCUUUUAGAGACUUACAAAAUACUGUGUUUUCUGUCUUAGGAUUUUCCUCCCUAAAGUAUCAUGGAUGAUACUAUCGUUUGUGACUUGCUUGCUAACUGGAGAAGCCAAGGCUUUGCGGGGUGGGGUGGCUUAUGAGGCGGGGUGGGGUGAGAGUGCCCCCACCUAUCCUCAUGUUGCAGUUACAUUUACACCAAGAUACCUUUCAGAGCUAUUUGCAAUGAGUCCUAAAAACUUGGUGAGGACCUUAGUUGCAAAUUAUGAUUUUCUGGUGACCUACAUUGAAUUGAAGCCCCCAAAACUUGAAAUUGUAAAUGUUUGAUAUGCAGUAAAGACCACCUCAUCACCCCAAAGACACCUUGGCUGCUGCAGCUAGCUGCUCUUGUGGCUGUGAUUUAGGAUAGCUUAGAUCUCAUUUUGUGUUUGAGAGAAUGUUUUGUGUGUGGCGGGUUGGGGGCGGGUAGAGUAACGAUUUCUCCCAUACCUGUGUGAUUGCUUCAUGGGACUCGCUUUCCCAUUUUACUUGGGAACCCAGGGGUCAGUCCAUCUCGACAAGUUCUGUCCGUUCACAAUGAUCACCCCUUGGAGCCUUCAUGCCGCUGGGCAACAGGCUGAAGCUGGGGGGAGCAAUAUUGGUAAAACCUAAACAUUUUAAAGUGUUUUUCUUUUUUAACCAACUCAUUAUUUUUAAAAAACCUAAUGUGUGAAAUCAGUUUAACAUGUCUGUAACAUCAGGAACGGCAGAAAAGUCUAAUAUGUACAAGACAGCUUCACUAAUUUUGGCAGGCAAUAAACACAUAUAAUUUACUAGCUGGGAGCUGAACUGGCUGAGAAAUAGAUGAUUUGCUUCAAGCUUUGGGUUUUGUUGCCUUUUUCUUAAUUGAUGACGCAGAAACUCCAUGGCAGACUAGACUGUGGAGUCAUAUCCCGGGUUCUCUGUGUCCUCACCGUGAGAAACCUGGUGGCCCGUUGGGUUUGAUCUCAGCACGUGUCAGGGUUUGUUUUUAUACAGCACAUCUUUUGACACUUUAAAGUGGGUUUGUGUGUGUGUGCGUGUGUAAGGUUUUAUGUUGCUGUUAUUUAUUUACAGACUUUAUAAGGUUUUAUGUAUUUUUCUUUCUUCUGGAGCUUCCUAAAAAUUGAUUAGCAUCUGCACUGAAAUAUAAUUUAACAGCAAAGGCAAAAAAGAAUUGGAAGUUGUAAAUUCCUAAAAUCACUACAGUGACGAUCAUCCUAGAAAUCGUUGCUUAUGUAGCAGAGACCAAAUAAAUGUAUUUCAGACACAACCUUUAGCUCAGUUGAUUUUGGACAGCUGCUUUUUAUCAAGAAAGGGCUCCAGGUGGCAGAGGUGUGGCCUUCCUCACGCUGCUGGGAAGACACUGCACCUUCUGAGGGGAUGGGGGUGGAUUCUAAGUGGGCAAGGGAUUCACAGAUUGUGUAUUUAUUUGUUUUCAUAGCUGAGUGGCUGAAGCCCAGAGGCUUUCAGCAACAGAGUUGAAAGUGUGGUUUUUAGUUUUGUGAAUGGAUGAUCACAAAGAAAAAGCAUUUUUUAAAAAGUUGGCAAAACGCUGAAACGCACUGUGGUAUGAAGCGCGUUGCAUUUCCAUAGCACUGAGUAUCAGUUUUCCAUUCCUGGGCUGAGAGUUUUUCCCCGUGGUUGUAUUGUUCUGAGUUCACAUACACCAGAGUAACUGAUUUUUUGUUUUCUUGUGGAGUUAACACCAAAUAAAAAAUAUAAAAAACAA
This is a messenger RNA of Equus quagga, 15321 nucleotides long. Its product is annotated as KIAA0232 ortholog. The transcript has 10 exons. Lineage: Eukaryota; Metazoa; Chordata; Mammalia; Perissodactyla; Equidae. Bases 8763 to 13025 code for a protein of 1420 amino acids. The record is from RefSeq and is a predicted model, not a curated record.